This is a messenger RNA of Paralichthys olivaceus (Japanese flounder), 5354 nucleotides long. RefSeq names its product xin actin binding repeat containing 1 (gene xirp1). Gene Ontology annotation, molecular function: actin filament binding. Gene Ontology annotation, biological process: actin cytoskeleton organization; actin filament organization. The record is from RefSeq and is a predicted model, not a curated record. Lineage: Eukaryota; Metazoa; Chordata; Actinopteri; Pleuronectiformes; Paralichthyidae. Gene Ontology annotation, cellular component: focal adhesion; stress fiber.
AUGGAGACUUUUGGGCUGAGGAGGACCCAGUCCCUUAGGAGUCUGUCUGGGGUUCAGGAGAGCUCAUGGGUCAUGCCAGCUUCAAGCCGCUGGAGCAGGAAGUCUGUGUCGCAGCUGGUGCAACACUACCAAAGCUGCAGUGACCUCAGGAACCUUGAAAAAGCGGAUCAGAAGCUUCAGGUAAAAAAACAAACACAGAACUCAGCUGCUGCCUCCCGGGUGUUAGAGAGCAGUGUGAACAAUCGAUGGGGGAGGACAGAGAGCAGGGAGAACGUGGCCCACUGGGGAUCAGGAGGAAGCUCCAAUCUGUCCAGAAGUCGCUCCAUGGACUUCCUCCCUCAGAAGGAGUCAUCAGGCACCAGAGCUCUGUGUGCCCUGUUUGAGUCCAAGGCCUCAUUGCAGCAGAACUUCCACAGCAGCACCAGACUGGACAUCAAGUCUGCUGCUGGCAUUAAAACAAGGGGAGACUGCCCUCUGCAGGACCAGAGAGGUCAUAACAGCCCAGUGAAGGAUGCCCCUAUUCAGGGAACAACCCAGACGGAAAGGGGAAAGGCCGUGAAUGGACCUCAAGAGACGAAAGGCAAAAUGUGGAGAUACUCACACGGUGAUAAAAUUCGUCUGGAGCCAACUAAAGAGGUCUCCCCAACAAGACCAACCAGAGACAGGAUAUCUACUCCCUCCUCAGUGAGAGAGAGAUCCGCUCUUUACUUGUCAAGAGCAGCAGCCAUCGACUCCACAGGAGGCCCAACGCAGCCACAGGAAUUCAUUGGUGCUUCAGCAACAAGGUCUAAAAGCAGUAAGAUGGCUGACGCAGCCAGGAAAGUCACAGUUUCACAAUCUUCUCUUGAUGAAGAGGACCUCCCUCUCCCUCCACCUCCUCCUGUACCACCUAGACCCCUGGACUAUGAAGGGCCUCCAACAUGUGGUACCCUCCCUAUCCUUCCACCUAAAGAAACCUUCUCCACGUUCUAUCAUCAACGGCAAAAGAGUGAACUGAAGAGACUCUUUAAACACAUCCACCCUGAUCUACGGGCAAGUCUUGAUGAUGCAGUGGAUGAUGAAAUAAUGAAGGCAGUGCAGUCAGAAAACACUGAUGCAGCAGAUGCAGCUUAUCAGUGUGAAGUGCAGUCCAUGAGGUGGAUUUUUGAGAACUGGAAUCUGGCCAACAUUGGGGACCCUCAUGCAACCAAGAAGAUGUUGGAUGAUGAGGAGUUAAAAGGUGGAGAUGUCAGAGGCACAUCUUCUAUGUUUGAGCAUAUUGACAGCACCCAACAAAUGUCUGCUAAAAGACAGACCUCUGUCAGAGGUGAUGUGAGAACAUCAACAUGGCUGUUUGAGACCCAGCCCUUAGAUUCUCUUAAUAAAUCAAAAAGAGAAGAAGGUGAGCUGGUUGAGGCAGUGCUGAAAGAACCCAUCAAGCCAGGAGACGUAACCGGGACUCGGCUGCUUUUUGAGUCAAAAUCACUGAGUGACUUGGGACGCUGUAACUCCAUAGAAGAUUAUAGCUUCCUGAAACUGAAAUCAGAGCUCCAGGAGCAGAAAGGAGACGUCCAGAAGACUGUGAAACUCUUCCAGGCAGAACCUUGCUGUGCCAUCAGAGACAACAGUGGCAAUAUGCACGAAAUUAAAUCCAUCUGCAGGGAAGAGAUCAACAGCAACAACAUCAGCACUGCCCGUUGGCUUUUUGAAACCCAGCCUUUGGACCUGAUUAAUAAGGGAACUGAUGGAGUGAAAAUCAUUCGAGGUAUAUCAAUGGAAGAGGGGCAUAGAGGUGGAGUUGACCAAAAGAGGUGGAUGUUUGAAACUCAGCCGUUCGGCACAAUACAAGAGGUUGUGGGUGUGGACAAGUUUGAAGGAACAGUGGCUGAAUGCAGUGGAGAGGCUGAUGUUGUCAACAAGAGGAAGUAUUUUGAAACACAGCCUUUGGCGUCACUGAGAGGAGAUUCAGCAGAAAAAUCUUUGGAAAAGGAAGAAAUAAUUGGAGGGGACAUCAAAACUUCUUUGUGGUUGUUUGAAACUCAACCCAUGGAGACUCUUAGUGAUACCUAUGAAGUUGGACGUCUGAAGAAAAUUACCCUUUCAGCUGAUGAACAAGGAGAAGUAAAAGGUCGAAAAAGAAUGUUUGAGAGCUGCAGUACCGAAAAGAACACCUCAUUCAAAAAACAAGAGAUUGAAAAGGGUGACGUCAAGGGAUUCAAACAUCUUUUUGAAACAAUCCCUCUGAGCAAAAUUGCUCAUUCUGAUGAAGAGAUUAUUGAGAAGGAAAAUGCCACUACAGCAGGACACAUGAAAGGUAUCGGAGCAAUGUUUGAGACACCUCAUUUAUACGCAAUAAAGGACAGCUCUGGAAACCUCCACAAGGUCACAACAGUCAGCCGAGAAGAAUUAAUCAAAGGCAAGGUUAACAACUACAAGUGGAUGUUUGAGACAAAGCCAUUAGACGAGCUUGCAGAAGGAAAAGGAAAUGUCGAGGUUAUCAAAGGCAUCACCAGACAAGAGGAUACGAAGGGUGAUGUCAAGAUGGCAAAGUGGCUUUUUGAAACCCAGACAAUAGAUGGGAUCCAUUCUAAGUUCAACCAGACAGAGCAAAAUGCCUCUGUUGAACAGGAGUGUCAUAAAGGUGAUGUCAAGGCUUGUAAAUGGUUAUUUGAAACACAAUCAACGGGCAUUUUGCCUAACAAAUCAGAUAAAGUCAAAGAUAAAGAAGCCACCGACAACACCAAUGUCAAGUCCAUCACUUGGCUUUUUGAAUCACAACCUCUUGACAGCAUCAAAGAUGGGGAGGAGUACAAUUUGAAUCUCUGCAGCACCGUGCAGGACUCUGUUAAAUCAGAGGUUGGUGUUCAAACAGUCAAAUAUCUUUUUGAAACAGAAACCUUAGACAGAAUUAGACAGGAUACAAAUUCAGACAAAGACAUGAGAUGUGUCAGCCACGUCGACUUCCAGUCAGGAGAUGUCUCACGAGUCAAAGAACUUUUUGAAUCCCAGUCACUUGAUGAAAUAGGAUUAGAAAUGGAGACAAUGUGUGAUGAACAGAACCAAGGUGAACCCAUUGAAAGAGGUUCAGCACAUAAGUUAACUUGGAUGUUUGAGAACCGUCCCAUGAACCUCAUUAAUAAGGACAACGUUGAUGCAAACAUUCAGACAGUGAGUGGAGCUGUGAGUGGGGAUGUCCAGAACAAAAAGUUUAUAUUUGAAACCUCCUCACUGGACAAAAUCCACAAUGAACCCCUUGAGCAGAAAUUGGUUGCUGCAGAAGAGCCUGCGAGCAAUGUGGAUGUGAAAUCAAGCACCAUGAUGUUUGAGUCCCUGCCGCUAUAUGCCAUCAGAGACAAAGAGGGACAAUUCCAUGAGGUCACAACUGUGAAAAAAGAGGAGGUGAUGAGUGCUGACGUAAGAGGAGCAAGGUGGAUGUUUGAAACAAAACCACUUGAUGCCAUCAAGGCAGAAAAUGAAGUUUAUGUGAUCCGAGCCGUCACCCAAGAAGAUGUCAAGAAAGGCGAUGUCAAAUCAGCCAGAUGGAAGUUUGAGACGCAACCUUUGGACUCUCUCACCAGCCACGAGGAGUCUUCUGUUAGGGUCACUGAAGACUUUGGAAGCAGUAACGUGCAGCUCAAUAAAGAGUUAUUUGAAUCGGAACAGUCAUCCAACAAGUUUGUGCGAAUGGUUAGUGUCACUGAUGUCCAACACGGUGAUGUCAGGACCUCCACCUGGCUCUUUGAGAAUCAAUCGAUUGACAGUCUGAAAGGUGAACAUCAGGAGCAAGGUCCAGUAAAAACAGUCCACAGAGAAGACAGCCAGAAAGGAGAUGUGAAACGCUGCACUUGGCUGUUUGAAUCCCAGCCUCUAGACAAAAUAAAAGAGCCAGAGGAUACCUCAGAGCAAGGUGGCAAGGAGGAGAUACCAAGAGCUGAUGUGGAGUGCACUACCUGGCUCUUUGAGACAACUCCAUUGGACAAAAUCACUGCCAACAGUGUUGCUGACACCCUAUCAUAUCUCUACCAAAUGUCCCAUGUUCACUCAAGUGGCAUCAUAAUUGAAGCAAAUGAGAGUAGAAGUGUUAACAUGGCUAAAUAUCUGGUUGAAAGCAAUGAAGGUGUGCAAAUACAGAAAGAAGAGGUUAUCAGGGGUAACAUCAGGAACAUCAUGUUCCAACUGUUAAUUAAACCAACUCUCAAGCCCCAAGUUACUCUUCUGAGAGAGGUGGAGAAGGGUAAAGUGAACACCACUGUAGUAGAACUUCCAGUCUACCAGUCAGCCACAACAAUCAAGCUUGAGAGGGAUCAACGGAUACAAAAUAUUGUCCAGAUGAUUGAGGAAGUGUUUGAUCAAGAUAAGGUUUUGAAAAAAGGAGUCAUAAUGCAAGAGACUGCAGAAGGACAAGCAGAGAUGACAGUUUACUCUCUCAUCUGCAAUUAUGAAACCAAAGCCAAGAGUUAUGCCACAGAGAGAGGAGAUGUGAAGUCUACAAUUGGAAAUCUGUUGUCUACUGCCAAUAGUCAGAGGACUGCAGUGUCGUGCAGAGUCGAUGAAACUGAAAAGGGAAACGUGAACUUGUACAAAAGCUGCAUUGAGAAAGGAGAUCUGCACUACCUGAAAAGUCUUCAUACUGAGUUGUCUGGAGAUGAAGUUGAUUGUAGCCUUCCUGCUAAAGAACAGAUAGAAAUAGUUCAGGGGGAUGUGAAAGAAGCAAAGAGGAAUCUCUGCCAGCAGAAAGAUCAGGUGGAGCGAACCAUUUCCGAUGUUUUGCCAGGAGAUGUAGAGAAUACCAAAAAAGUGUUUUCAUCAGAGUCUACUGUCAGUGUUGAGAACUGUGUUCCAAAGGAAGAAAUAGUUCCUGGAGAUGUCUCAUCAGCAAAGCAACAACUUGCAGUAAAGCAACCUGUCACAGUAGAAAAAGAGGAAGUAGUUGCUGGGGACGUUAAGGCAACAAUGCAGUCAUUAGAACGUGCAAAGCAACAGAGCAUGAAUGUGGAGCGGGAGAUCAUUAAACCUGGAACUAUCUAUGACAUGGAUUUAUCAGCCCAAGGUCCUGAAAUAGAAGGGAGCACAUCACAAAAAGAGGUCAUUCUAUCCGGAGAUGUGAAAGCGGCUAAAAGGUCCCUUGAAAUGGCUAAGCAGCAAAGCAUGCAUCUGGAGCGUGAAGUCAUUGUUCCUGGAAAUAUUUACAACCUUAAUGUCUCAGCACAAGAUGAAAGCUCAUCAGCAGUGAAGCAAUCUACAAGCUCAUCCUCCUCCAGAUGCCAGCAAAUCAGGACUUAUCCAAAGUAACCUGUGAAGGACAACCAUCCAUUACAACACAGAAUCCAACACCCAACCCUGUUGCAAAUGGAAGGUCAAAAUCACCCAGGUCU